Medioppia subpectinata is the source of this 367-nucleotide messenger RNA. NCBI's taxonomy places the organism in Eukaryota, Metazoa, Arthropoda, Arachnida, Sarcoptiformes, Oppiidae. The record is from the annotation of a GenBank genome assembly.
AAUCAAAGGACACGAAGACUGGAUUCGUGCCAUCGAUGUGUUGGAGAUUAAAAAUAAGAGUCUAAUGAUCGCCACAUCGUCUCAAGACUCGUUCAUUAGAGUCCAUCAAAUUGAACGCUUAGAUGACAGACACCACUCAGAUAUGAAUAGUUUGAUCUUUUCGGCCAAAACUAAAGAUGUAAGCAAUGAUUAUUCGGUUCGGUUGGAGACCGUAUUGGCCGGACACGAGGGUUGGGUCACUGAAGUUCGUUGGCAUGAGUUCUCUCACAAUAGAUUUCAAUUACUGUCCGCUUCAAUGGAUAAGACAAUGAUCUUAUGGCAGUCACCCGAAGAACACAAUUUGGAUGAUCUCUGGAUUGAAUGUCUC